UAGUCCGUGCUUUCCUCGUUGCCCUGUUCUGUUCAUUGAAUGUGUGCUUCCUGUCUGCUACGGGUUCGCUAGCUCAGCGGCUAACGUUAGCUGCAAGCGGUCCUUUUGUUAAAUGCUUUUCACAGUCGGACAGUUGAAAUGAAGAUGGACUGCUCGAUAGUGUGCCUCUGAAGCUGUCCGUGGGUUAGACAGUGUCUGAUGUUAGCUCAAUGAUGACAUUACCGUUAGCCGCCCUACCAGCUGGCAUUAACAUUCAUCAUCCUCCAUUCAAACAAAAUGGUUGAUUAAACAUUCAUAAGUCGACAUAUUUAACGCCCGCUAUCAUAACUAUUGUGUUUUCCGUCUUGGAAGUGUAGCAUUAUGAUAAUGCUGGUUUAACGUGUUCACCAUAGCGAAUAUAACGUAACGUUAACCGUGAGCUGCUAGCGGUAGCUUACUAGUUAACACCGCUAGUUAGUUUACAACGUACACUUUUAGAAACCAAAUCUGAUAUCCCUAAAUUCAUUGAAAUAGGUCUUCAAUCACGGUGUGUACAUCGUGCGUUUUGAUUCAAUGAAUGAAAUACCAGUGUAUUAAAAAUGCAAGGUUCUGUUGGUGGCUCCAUUGUGGUCGGCCAUGGCGGAGGGGAGCCGCCCAGAACAGUUGAUUACCUCUGGACACAAGGCUCCAGCUGUCGGGCCUCUUGUUACUCUGCUGUCAUUCAAAUGCGGACAGAGUCACUUUAUUCAUGUACACGUGUCCUCUGGUGGAUCUCCCCAAUGCAUGCACAGUCUGUGAGGCCGCUAUGACUGAUGUGUUGUCAGUAGAUAGCGUUACAUGCUCUUAAGGAGUGGAGCCGGGCCGUGAGAAGACAGCCUGAGUGACGUCAGUACUUUAUAUAGUUUGCAUCAAUACGGUUGAAAGUGAAUCAGGACAAACAGCGGGAAGUGCGCUAUUUCACACUGUGCAGGACAGGGCCUUUGUCAGGGUGGUGCCAAGUUCUCCACAUACCAACUGCCCUCCCCUCUGGAGAGGGCUUCAGAUAGAAAGCUGCAGUCCCCAUGGGAAUGAAAGGAGGACCAUCAGUGUUGUUGAGAAUCAAGCCCCAGCUUAUAAUUCAGUGUGCUGUUUCAUAUCUAUGGUUCCAUGGAUUCAACUGUGUUAUAGUCCAGACAUGUGUCAUAAUCCUUUGAUUGUCAUGUUGAUUGGUCAUAACAUUCAUUUUAGAACAGGUAUAUGUAUAGUGUAUAUAGUCUAAAGUUUGUCAUUGUGCAUGCACAAUUUAAAAUAUGAAUGUUGCAUGUUUAAUGGGCCUGGGCCAUAGCAGAUGCAGUUAAGCCAUUUGAUAGGCAUAGAGAGUUGCUUUAUGAUAUGAGUAUAGAUUUAUUCAUCCGUCCAUCCAGUGACCUCCCCGAUGAGUGUCAUGGUUGCACUACUAUGACUAACGUUUGUUUGGCCGUUACACUGACCUCAUCUCUAGGUAGCUCCUGCCAUCCAGAUGUAAAAUGGCAGCAACAGAGAAUAGGAGAGUAUUAUUGAUCCAGACAAUAAUGGAUGAGCCUUUUCUAAGCUUGUCAAGGUAUAAACAGGACCGUGCUCAUGGCCAUUAGGCUUCAAAUUGUAUGAGCAGAAUCUAAGUACGCUCUGGAUCCUGACCUCACGUUGAUGUUCUACUAAAACAUGGAGGCUAAGUGGGACAGCUCUUUGAGCUGUGCUGCCUAAAAUACUACCCAGAUAUUCCCAGGGCAGAUUCUAUGUCCCUCUACGCUGCCUCAUUUGAAUUGGAUUGUAUUAGAAUCAUUACUUGAUUACAUGUCAUAUCUGAAUACGGACAAUAUUGUUCUCCAUGUUACAACUGACUUGGACAUCAUUAGAGCUUGUUUUCCUGUUCUUCAAAGGAACAAGUACAUUUUUUCCUUUUACGUGAUUGUCUUUUUCCCCAAUGAAUAUUGGUCAUUCCAUUGUUCAUUUGCAGCAUAACUGGACUUGCAAAGUGGACCUAUCACAAUGUUGAGAACAAAGCCUGUAAUAAUGUUGUUAGAAGAGCCCUCGGGGAGGGCGGGGCCAGUGGUUUCUGUAGGUCAGCUCUGUAAUCCAUCUCUAUGAAGUCACGUUGAUGACUUGCAGCAUUUGAACACAGCUAUACAGCCUAGAUUUCUACAGUGAGUAUAAACCUAUAUCUUUCUCUUCUCCAAACUCCCUCUCAACCUCUAUGACGUCUUUCAUUGCAGCUGCAUUUGACCGGGGCCCAAAUAAGACCCCCCGCCCCGUCUCUAGGGCGGUCAGUUCAGGCGGCUAACUCUUUCUGCUGCUGACAUCUUGAGACAGUUUGAAUGGAAGAGUACAUCUCAAAUGUACAGUGAUUCUUGAUGCAUUGACUUCUGAAACGUUAUCAUGAUGAACUUCAAACAUAAUGCUUACUGUGAGAGCAUCUUCCUGUUCUGACUACCUACUGCUGAUGGCCUCUUAUUGAUUGUGAGAUGAAUGUUAUGCCCCUACACAGAUUGACAUGUUGACCGUUACUAAACCCAAACUCAAGGUAACCUCUAUGUUUGUCUCACUGUACUUCUGUGUGUUUGCGUGUGUCUCUUUGAGUUGGUAGAGGACGGGUGAUUGGAGUGUAGCUCGGUGAUGGUGUUGUUUUGCUGAGUAAAGCACUGGGAGAGAAGUGGAGGAGGAGCAGGGUCACUGAGCACAGAGAGGCGCAUGGGCUGGGCUACUUCUUGGCUUGCUCUUCUGUACAGCGUAGUCACUGCAGGUGCAAUGCGUCUGACUGUGCUGCGGAGUGGAUGAGCCUUCGUUUCUUCAAUCACUAAUGGACCUUUUAAGGAGUGUACUACAGAUGUACACAUUGCUGCAGAUUAUGACUUCAUCACAGAUGUAGCCUUCUGAUCAACCAAGACCCAAGAAAACCUCAGGAUCCACACUGGAAAUAUCUGAUAAAAUGGACACCACAGGGGCUAAAGUGCUGGAGACAGCCGAAGACAUCCAGGAACGCCGACAGCAGGUGCUGGACCGCUACCGGCGUUUCAAGGAGCUGUCCAUUAUGCGGCGGACGAAGCUGGAGGACUCUUACCGUUUUCAGUUCUUCCGCCGCGACGCUGACGAGUUGGAGAAGUGGAUCCAGGAGAAGCUGCAGAUCGCCUCUGAUGAGAACUACAAGGACCCCUCCAACCUGCAGGGUAAGCUGCAGAAGCAUCAGGCCUUUGAAGCUGAAGUUCAGGCCAACGCCGGGGCUAUUAUCAAAUUGGACGAGACUGGAAACCUUAUGAUCAGCGAUGGACACUUCUCCUCUGAGACCAUUCGAACCCGUCUGGAGGAGCUGCAUCGCCUAUGGGACCUUCUGCUGCAGAGGACAAAGGAGAAGGGUAUGCGUCUCCUGCAGGCCCAGAAACUGGUCCAGUACCUGCGAGAGUGUGAAGAUGCCCUGGACUGGAUCAGUGACAAGGAGGCCAUGGCCUCCUCUGAGGAGCUGGGUCAGGACCUGGAGCAUGUGGAGCUUCUGCAGAAGAAGUUUGAGGAGUUCCAGACUGACCUGGCUGCCCACGAGGAACGUGUGAAUGAGGUGAACCAGCUGGCAACGAAGCUGAUCCAGGAAGCCCAUCCUGAGGCUGAGCUCAUAGUUCGCAAGCAGGACGAGGUCAACGCGGCCUGGCAGCGCCUGAAGGGCCUCGCCCAGCAGAGGCAGGGCAAGCUGUUUGGGGCAGCUGAGGUGCAGCGCUUCAACAGGGAUGUGGAUGAGACUAUCAGUUGGAUCAAGGAGAAGGAGCAGCUGAUGGCCUCUGAUGACUUUGGUCGUGACCUGGCCAGUGUGCAGGCCCUGCUUCGCAAACACGAGGGGCUGGAGAGAGACCUGGCUGCCCUGGAAGAUAAGGUCAACACACUGGGUGGUGAUGUAGAGCGCCUACAGCAGACGCAUCCACAAAAUGCCUCACAAAUCCAUCUGAAGAAAGACGAACUUGUCACCAAGUGGGAACAGAUUCGCACUCUGGCCGCUGAGCGCCACACCCGUCUGAACGACUCCUACCGGCUGCAGCGUUUCACUGCUGACUUCAGGGAUCUGACCAGCUGGGUGACAGAGAUGAAAGCCCUGAUCAAUGCUGACGAACUGGCCAAUGACGUGGCUGGAGCCGAGGCUCUGCUGGACCGCCACCAGGAGCAUAAGGGAGAGAUUGAUGCUCAUGAAGACAGUUUUAGAGCCACUGAUGAAGCUGGCCAGGCCCUGCUCAAUACAGGACACUACGCUUCUGAAGAGGUCAAGGAAAAGCUGGGCAUCCUCGCUGAGGAGAAGGAGUCUCUGCUGGAGCUGUGGGAGGUGCGGAGGCAGCAGUAUGAGCAGUGCAUGGACCUGCAGCUCUUCUACAGAGAUACAGAGCAAGUUGACAACUGGAUGAGCAAACAGGAGGCUUUCCUCCUGAAUGAAGACCUUGGUGACUCCCUGGACAGUGUAGAGGCACUGCUGAAGAAACACGAGGACUUUGAGAAGUCCCUCAGUGCCCAGGAAGAGAAGAUCACUGCCCUGGAUGAGUUUGCUACCAAACUAAUCCAAAACAACCACUAUGCUAAAGAGGACGUGGCCACCCGCAGAGAUGCUCUGCUUAGCCGGCGCAACGCCCUGCAUGAGCGUGCUCAGUCUCGUCGUGCUGCCUUGGAGGACUCUUUCCACCUGCAGCAGUUCUUUAGGGACUCUGAUGAGCUCAAGAGCUGGAUCAACGAGAAGAUGAAGACGGCCACAGAUGAGGCUUACAAGGACCCCUCCAACCUGCAGGGCAAGGUGCAGAAGCACCAGGCGUUUGAAGCGGAGCUGUCAGCUAAUCAGAGCCGCAUUGAUGCCCUGCAGAUGUCUGGCCAGGAGCUGCUGGAUGGAAAGCAUUAUGCCUCUACUGAGACGGCUGGCCGCAUGGAGGAAGUCAGCUCCCAGUGGAAGAAACUGCUGGAGGCCACUGAGCUUAAAGGCAUCAAGCUGCGUGAGGCCAACCAGCAGCAGCAGUUCAACAGGAACGUAGAGGACAUUGAGCUGUGGCUGUAUGAGGUUGAGGGCCACCUGGCUUCAGACGACUAUGGGAAAGACCUGACUAGUGUCCAGAACCUGCAGAAGAAACAUGCACUGCUGGAGGCCGACGUGGCUGCUCACCAGGAUCGCAUCGAUGGCAUAACAAUCCAGGCUCGCCAGUUCCAAGAGGCGGGACACUUUGAUGCUGACAACAUCCGCAAGAAGCAGGAGGCUUUAGUGGGGCGUUAUGAAGCUCUGCGAGAGCCCAUGGCUGCACGCAAACAGAAACUGUCCGACUCUCUGCGGCUCCAGCAGCUGUUCAGAGACGUGGAGGACGAGGAGACUUGGAUCCGUGAGAAAGAGCCCAUUGCUGCCUCUACUAACAGAGGCAAAGACCUGAUUGGUGUCCAAAACCUGCUGAAGAAGCACCAGGCACUGCAGACUGAGAUCACCGGUCAUGAGCCUCGCAUUAAGGCUGUUACCCAGAAAGGAGAAGCCAUGGUGGAGGAAGGACACUUUGCUGGAGAGGAUGUGAAAGUUAAGCUGGCUGAACUACAUGGACGCUGGGACACGCUGAAGGCUAAGGCCUCCCAGAGGAGACAGGAUUUGGAGGACUCUCUGCAAGCCCAGCAGUACUUUGCUGAUGCCAACGAGGCCGAGUCUUGGAUGAGGGAGAAGGAGCCUAUCGUGGGGAGCCCAGACUACGGCAAAGACGAGGACUCUGCUGAGGCUUUGCUGAAGAAGCAUGAGGCCCUGAUGUCUGACCUGAGUGCCUAUGGCAGCAGCAUCCAUGCUCUGAAGGAACAGGCCCAGUCCUGCAGGCAACAAGUGGCACCGACUGAUGAUGAGACCGGGAAGGAGCUGGUCCUGGCCCUGUACGACUACCAGGAGAAGAGUCCCCGUGAGGUUACCAUGAAGAAGGGGGACAUCCUCACCCUGCUCAACAGCACCAACAAGGAUUGGUGGAAGGUGGAGGUGAACGAUCGCCAGGGCUUUGUUCCUGCUGCUUAUGUGAAGAAGCUGGACCCUACCCAGUCCUCGUCCAGGGAAAACCUGCUGGACGAACACGGCAGCAUUGCACUGCGCCAAGACCAGAUUGAUAAUCAGCUUGUCACCAAGGAGGCCUGCAGCGUGUCUGUGCGCAUGAAGCAGGUGGAAGAGCUGUAUGGUACUCUGUUGGAGCUGGGAGAGAAACGCAAGGACAUGCUGGAGAAGAGCUGCAAGAAGUUCAUGUUGUUCCGUGAGGCCAACGAGCUCCAGCAGUGGAUCAAUGAGAAGGAGAGUGCCCUCACUAAUGAAGAGAUGGGCUCUGACCUGGAACAGGUCGAGGUCCUGCAGAAGAAGUUUGACGACUUCCAGAAGGACCUAAAGGCCAAUGAGUCUCGUCUGAGGGACAUCAACAAAGUGGCGUCUGAGCUGGAGUCUGAGGGCCUCAUGGCUGAGGAGGCCCCCAUGGUUCAGGCUCAGGAUGAAGCCGAUUCCAAGACUGCAUCUCCAUGGAAGAAUAUACGCUUGGCUGUUCAAACAACGGCUAACUUUAAUACUAUCAAGGAGCUGAAUAAUCGCUGGAGGUCCCUGCAGCAGCUGGCUGAGGACAGGAGCAACAUGCUGGGCAGUGCCCACGAGGUGCAGCGAUUCCACAGGGAUGCUGAUGAAACUAAAGAGUGGAUUGAGGAGAAGAACCAGGCCCUCAACACUGACAACUACGGUCAUGACUUGGCCAGUGUCCAGGCUCUGCAGCGCAAACAUGAAGGCUUUGAGAGAGACCUGGCAGCUCUGGGGGAUAAGGUGAACUCUCUUGGGGAGACAGCAGAGCGUCUGAUCCAGUCCCACCCAGAGGCAGUGGAUGAUAUCCAGGAGAAAUGCACUGAGCUGAACACUGCCUGGAGCAGCCUGGUGGGACGAGCUGAUCAGCGCAAAGACAAGCUUGGCAACUCCCACGACCUGCAGCGCUUCCUCUCUGACUUCAGAGAUCUGAUGUCCUGGAUCAAUGGCAUACGAGGGCUGGUGUCCUCGGAGGAGCUGGCCAAAGACGUGACCGGAGCCGAGGCCCUCCUGGAAAGACACCAGGAACACCGCACAGAGAUUGAUGCUCGCGCCGGUACCUUCCAGGCCUUUGAACAGUUUGGUCAGCAGCUGCUGGUGCGAGGCCACUAUGCUAGUCCUGAGAUCCAGCAGAAACUGGAGGCUCUAGACCGUGAGCGCGCCGACCUCGAAAAGGCCUGGGUGCAGCGUCGCAUGAUGUUGGACCAGUGCCUCGAGCUCCAGCUCUUCAACAGAGACUGUGAGCAGGCUGAGAACUGGAUGGCAGCUCGUGAAGCCUUCCUUGCUAGUGAUGACAAGGGUGACUCCCUGGACAGUGUGGAGGCCCUCAUCAAGAAACAUGAAGACUUUGACAAGGCCAUUAACGUGCAGGAGGAGAAGAUUGCUGCUCUGCAGUCCUUUGCUGACCAGCUGAUUGGAGCUGAUCAUUACUCCAAACCUGAGAUCUUCAACCGCCGCAAUGAAGUCCUCGACAGGUGGCGCCGGCUGAAGGCUCAGAUGAUCGAGAAGCGUUCCAAGCUGGGUGAAUCCCAGACCCUGCAGCAGUUCAGCAGGGAUGUGGACGAGAUCGAGGCCUGGAUCAGCGAGAAGCUGCAGACUGCAACUGAUGAGUCCUACAAGGACCCCACCAACAUCCAGCUGUCCAAGCUGCUGAGUAAGCAUCAGAAACAUCAGGCGUUUGAGGCCGAGCUGCAUGCCAACGCAGACCGAAUUCGAGGGGUCAUUGACACCGGCAACACCCUGAUCCAGAGAGGAGCCUGUGCUGGCAGCGAGGAUGCAGUCAAGGCGCGCCUCAGCGCUCUGGAUGAACAGUGGCAGUUCCUCGUCAACAAAUCUGCAGAGAAGAGCCAGAAACUCAAAGAAGCCAACAAGCAGCAGAACUUCAACACCGGCAUCAAAGACUUUGACUUCUGGCUCUCUGAGGUGGAAGCUCUUCUUGCCUCUGAGGAUUAUGGCAAAGAUCUGGCCUCAGUGAACAACCUGCUGAAGAAGCACCAGCUGCUGGAGGCUGAUAUCUCUGCCCAUGAGGAUCGCCUGAAGGAUCUGAACGGCCAGGCUGACAGCCUGAUGGGCAGCAACGCUUUCGACACCUCACAGGUGAAAGACAAGCGCGAUGCUGUCAACGGCCGCUUCACUAAGAUCAAGAGCAUGGCUGCCGGUCGCCGCGCCAAGCUCAAUGAGUCCCACCGCCUGCAUCAGUUCUUCAGGGACCUGGAUGAUGAAGAGUCUUGGAUCAAAGAAAAGAAGUUGCUUGUUAGUUCGGAGGACUACGGACGUGAUUUGACAGGAGUACAGAAUCUGAGGAAGAAACACAAGAGGCUGGAGGCCGAGCUGGGAGCCCAUGAGCCAGCCAUUCAGUCGGUGCUGGACACUGGGAAGAAGCUGUCUGAUGACAACACCAUCGGCCAGGAGGAGAUCCAGCAGAGGCUGGCUCAGUUUGUCGACCACUGGAAGGAACUCAAAGACUUAUCUGGAGCGAGGGGACAGAGGCUGGAGGAGUCGCUGGAGUACCAGCAGUUUGUGGCGAACGUGGAAGAGGAAGAGGCUUGGAUUAAUGAGAAGUUGAAUCUAGUGGGGAGCGAGGACUACGGAGAUACACUGGCUGCUGUGCAGGGCUUGCUGAAAAAGCACGAAGCAUUUGAGACUGACUUCACCGUGCACAGGGACAGAGUCAACGAUGUGUGCACUAACGGAGAGGAGCUCAUCAAGAAGAACAACCAUCACAUAGACAACAUCAGUGCCAAGAUGUCGGCUCUGCGAGGCAAAGUGUCUGAGCUGGAGAGGGCAGCCGCUCAGAGGAAGGCCAAGCUGGAUGAGAACUCUGCCUUCCUGCAGUUCAACUGGAAGGCCGACGUGGUGGAGUCCUGGAUCGGUGAGAAAGAGAACAGCCUGAAGACUGAUGACUACGGCAGAGACCUGUCCUCUGUCCAGACUCUGCUCACCAAGCAGGAGACGUUUGAUGCCGGUCUCCAGGCCUUCCAGCAGGAGGGCAUCACCAACAUCACGGCUCUCAAGGACCAGCUGCUGGCCGCCAAGCACGUCCAAUCAAAAGCCAUUGAAGCUCGUCACGCCGCCUUGAUUAAGCGCUGGAACCAGCUGCUGUCCAACUCAGCUGCUCGCAAAAAGAAGCUUCUGGAGGCUCAAGAGCACUUCAGAAAGGUUGAGGACUUGUUCCUGACAUUCGCCAAAAAGGCAUCAGCUUUCAACAGCUGGUUUGAGAAUGCAGAGGAGGAUCUGACGGACCCGGUUAGGUGCAACUCUCUGGAGGAGAUCCGGGCACUGCGUGAAGCCCACGAGGCCUUCCGUUCCUCGCUGAGCUCCGCUCAGGCCGACUUCAACCAGCUGGCCGAGCUGGACCAGCAGAUCAAGAGCUACCAGGUGGUGUCCAACCCCUACACCUGGUUCACCAUGGAGGCCCUGGAGGAGACCUGGAGAAACCUGCAGAAGAUCAUCAAGGAGCGAGAGCUGGAGCUGCAGAAGGAGCAGAGGAGGCAAGAAGAAAACGACAAGUUGCGUCAAGAGUUUGCGCAGCACGCAAAUGCUUUUCACCAGUGGCUGCAGGAGACCAGGACAUAUCUUCUGGAUGGGUCGUGUAUGGUGGAAGAAUCUGGUACCCUGGAGUCCCAGCUGGAGGCCACUAAGCGUAAGCACCAGGAGAUCCGUGCCAUGCGCAGCCAGCUGAAGAAGAUUGAAGACCUGGGUGCAGCUAUGGAGGAAGCACUGAUCUUGGACAACAAGUACACAGAGCACAGCACAGUGGGCCUGGCCCAGCAGUGGGACCAACUGGACCAGCUGGGAAUGAGGAUGCAGCACAACCUGGAGCAACAGAUACAGGCCAGGAACACCACUGGAGUGACAGAGGAGGCCCUGAAGGAGUUCAGCAUGAUGUUCAAGCACUUCGACAAGGAGAAGUCCGGCCGUCUGAACCACCAAGAGUUCAAGUCGUGUCUGCGCUCGCUAGGCUAUGACCUGCCCAUGGUGGAGGAAGGAGAACCUGAUCCGGAGUUUGAGGCCAUACUUGACACCGUGGAUCCAAACAGGGAUGGCAACGUGUCGUUGCAGGAGUACAUGGCGUUCAUGAUCAGCCGCGAGACAGAGAACGUCAAGUCCAGUGAGGAGAUUGAGAGCGCCUUCCGGGCUCUCAGUACAGAGAACAAACCCUACGUCACUAAAGAAGAGCUCUACCAGAACCUGAGCAAGGAGCAGGCCGACUACUGCCUCUCACACAUGAAGCCCUAUCUCGACAGCAAGGGCCGAGAGCUGCCGUCAGCUUUCGACUUUGUUGAAUUCACCCGCUCGCUCUUCGUCAACUGAUCCGUCGUCCACCAGGGACCAAUCGGGACGCGUUUCCCCACACACUUCAAUACGAACACGCAGCUGAAAGUGCAUGAUUGUGCCACUAGGAAUACUCACUAAUAACUGUCUGUACUCUCUAUUUAUCUCGCUCUACCCUUAACUCGUUGUGCUUCUCAUCAUAGCAUAGUGGAUCUGUCUACAUUGGAACGUCAUUGUUUUAGCUUGUGCUUUCAAUGCAUUUAAGAACCUAAUAGUAACAGUGAUGAUGUUACCAACUGCAGUGUGCUUUAAUAAACGCUACUGGUUAGAACUGGAAA
Anarrhichthys ocellatus (wolf-eel) is the source of this 10629-nucleotide messenger RNA. It is a transcript of the gene sptan1, whose product is annotated as spectrin alpha, non-erythrocytic 1. Gene Ontology annotation, molecular function: protein binding; calcium ion binding. The coding region runs from base 2924 to 10330 and encodes 2468 amino acids. The transcript is spliced from 55 exons. The record is from RefSeq and is a predicted model, not a curated record. Lineage: Eukaryota; Metazoa; Chordata; Actinopteri; Perciformes; Anarhichadidae.